Molecule: messenger RNA, 4179 nt
Organism: Oryzias melastigma (Indian medaka)
Lineage: Eukaryota; Metazoa; Chordata; Actinopteri; Beloniformes; Adrianichthyidae
Gene: lrmda
Product: leucine rich melanocyte differentiation associated
Exons: 7
Coding region: 318-1019 (233 amino acids)
Biological process (GO): melanocyte differentiation
Molecular function (GO): protein binding
Source: RefSeq, a predicted model, not a curated record
GAGGCAGGUGCAGUUCUUUUUUGAAGUUAGUGGUUUCGCUGAGGGGAAAGGGAUUUCCUCCGCAGCCGCUCUUCAGUCUUCUCCUUCACAUUACGAGUUAACAGAGACCGCGUGUUUCCGGAAAAACAGCAGGUCAGCUGACCGAGGCGGCACGCGGAAACCGUAAACCAGAGAGCGCCAGAAAGAACUCCAAAGUUUUCCCCUUCAAACCAAACGCGACCGUUUCACGCGAACGUGUGAUUCGUGGGACCACCUGUGACACUUUAUUUUGAAAACCCCCCCUGUCUCUCUCCCGUCCCCCCGCCCAGGAGAAAGUCAUGCUUCACACAGAGUCGCUGGUGUCUUUGAAUGGAACUCAGCUAUCAUACAUGGGACAUGAUGCAAAAGAGAUCCCACACUUCCUCGGAGACACGUACGGCCAGUUCGCCAAACGCCUGGAUCUGAGUUUCAAUCAGUUGAGGUCACUGGCAGGCCUCAAAAUGUUCACUGAGCUGGAAGAACUGGUCGUGGAUAACAAUCUGCUUGGAAAUGACCUCCAGUUGCCCAGGUUACCCAACCUUCACACCCUCACACUUAAUAAGAACCAACUGACUGAUAUCGAAGCCCUGCUGGAACACUUGGCUGAUGUGACCCCGUCUCUCAAGUACCUUAGCCUGCUGGGGAACGAGGCCUGCCCUAACCAGCUGGUUAGCCCGGAUAAGGAUGAGGACGACUACCAGAGAUACAGGUACUUUGUUCUUUACAAGUUGCCCCAGUUGAAGUUUUUGGACACCAGGAAAGUAACUAAAACGGAACUGAUGGAGGCACGAGCGAGGGGGGCGUUCAUGAAAGUGGUCAAGCCCAAAUCAGAAGCUGUUCCUAAUGAGGCGGGAUCUGAGAGCCGCUCAUUGCCCUACACCCCUCUACCCCGAGGGUCCAGAGAUGCCAAGAAUCACAAAGGUGUGUUUGCCAAGUGCCGCUACAUCUACUAUGGAAAGCACUCAGAGGGCAAUAGAUUCAUCCGAAAUGACCAGCUUUGACCGACAUCCGCGGCGCUUAAACGAUGACGGAUGAUCAUGGAAGAACCCACGGAUGCACUGCUCUAAUUUAUUGUAACCACAAAUGAUUUGUAAACCUCCUGCUAGGCGAAAUGAUUUCACUGUCUCCAAUAGAAGAGUGGUAUUGGUAUGUAUUACAAUGUUCCAGCCUGGGUUCUACAGCGCCCUGUGUCGAGCUACUCCCUGCUUGCCACUCACAGUCAGACAUGACACUCCCACUGACAUGAUUGCCUCUAAGCAUCAGCCGCCACACAACCGCAGACACACAACUCACACAACAAGCAAGGACAGUGUCUACCUCCUGUCUCUCAUUGUCUCACAGUCAGUCAGCGACAAACAGACCCAGCCAAUUGCUUCCUUUUCUUUGACAGCCAUGAUGGAUCACUUGUCCACUACCACCUCUAAUCAAGGGUGAAAGGGGUGGCGGUCACACACCUGGGCCCUGACACGGACUCAUCUACUUUAUUCAUCCCCUCUCCUUCCUUCUCUCCCACACACACAUACACACAUUAAGCUGCUGAUUAAAAGCUGAUGUUUAACCCCUUCAUGCUGUAUGUUGCUAAUUUGUAGCAUAAUAUUAAAUCCAAGUCUUCAUUUAAUUUAGCAUUACCUUAAACAGAAAAAAAUUAAAAAUGUUUUUUUUUAUCCAACUGGAAAUUAAUCAACCACUUUCUUUGUAUAGCACCUUUCAUUGUAUAUGUGUAGAGAACAAUGCCUUAACAAUAAAAGAAAAAGAUAUAUAUAAAAAAAAACAGGUUAAAACUGUGAGAAGUUGCAUCUAAAAAAAGUGAUUGUACACAAAAAGUAAAAGGAUUAUUGUAAAUAUGAACUCAAUGAAGAGUUAAUGGUUAAAAAUAAGAACAUAUUAACCCAUACAUACAUAUCUACAUACAUCUAUAAUGUGGUAAGUUUAAAAGUGAAAAUAUGCUAAAUGAAGUAAAAUAAAUAAAAAUCCCUAAAAUAAAUAAAGUAAUGAAACAAAUAAGUCAAAAAGACAUGUUUUAAAUUUGCAUUUAAAAAUAUCCAACGAUGCACAAACUCUCAGAUAAGUUAUUUCAGACGUGAGAUCCAAGCAACUGAAAAGAAGCUUCACCAUAACAGCAGGUAUGGAUAAAAGAGCAGUACCUGAGGAUUGUUGGGUGGUUUAUGCGGUUUAAAAAGAUAAGAAGGACAGAGUCCAUUAAGGCAUUUAAAAACCAAAGGGGGUAUUAUAAAAUCAUAAAGUCAGUCAUGAAGGGGUUAAGACAGAAAUUAUCAGAAAAAGGGUUGAUUGAUUCAUUUUUGUUAAAUGUAUUAACAAAAAAAGUAUUAAAAACGUACGCGGUUUGAACGUACCUACCAAAGUUAAGCAGCAACGUGAACCACAUACUGUUGUAGGAAACUGACAUCAAAAGUCAUUUCAGGCAUCAUAAAAGGAAACAAAUGUAAUUUUCAUCAGUCUACACCUCAAUUGGGAAGAAAUCUGAAUGGUGUAAUUUGAUGGUUAAAUGUGCCAAAAAAGAUAGAAGACUAUAUUAUUCCUUAUUAUAAAGAUAAAUCUGUUUGAAUCAGUCAAAUCUAAAUAAUUGAUAUUUAAAUGUUUCUUUUAAACUAAUUUCUUGCCAAGAUUACUGGCAGAGUCAUCAUUUCCUAUGAACUACAUCUCAUUCAAAGUUGUCUGUAGAGUGUUCAUUUCUUAAUGUGUUUGGAAAAAUUGAGCUACUGUAUCUGGAUUGUAAUUUUAAGUCUUUUUCUCUAGUAUCAUGCAUGUAUGCUGUAAUAAAUCAUUUUUUGCAAUUUUUUCAACUGGUGCACUUAGACAAUAAAAUAUAUGUGUGCAGCCUUUAAAGGAAAAACAUUCUAUAACCAGCAUUAUUCAGGCUAGCACAUACCUAAGGACAGUGACAUUGACUUACUGUUGGUGGGAUACAUGUCUAUCAGAGAUUUAGGAGAGAAGUUGAGCAAAAUAUGUGCAAGUUCUGAAGGAAAAUGUUGUGCUCACUGGAAAUUUGAGGGGGAAAGGAGUUCAUUCAGGAGCGUUAACAAUCAGUGAUAAACCUCAAACACCAAAGCUACCUCACCUAGCACAACAAUUUUACUCUGUCUCUUGAAACUAUUUUACGCCACCAUGAUUGAAAAAUUGGGACUAAAACUCCCAAAGACCCACUCCAAUAAAAAUCUAAUUUUUAGGUGUUUUUAACAUUUUCUGGUGGCAUUUUUCUCACGAUGGAGGACACAAUAAUAUAAUUUUUGAGUAUUCUUUAAUUCAAAUUGUUGCGAUUCAAGAACAAUACAGGAACAAUUUUUCCACUAUUUUUUUUUUUUUUAAGCUGGAGCUCCGUGUAUGACCCACUGGGCAACUGCAUUGCUUCACUAGGUCUUAUAUGAGCCACUACAAAGUAUCGCAAUCUGCGUUUUUAUAAGUAACUGGCAGCAUGCAGUUUCAGUUCGGUACCAAUCCCAAGUAAAAGAUAAAUAAUACAUGUCUUAUAACAACAAAAACCACAAGGCUGACUGAACAUUUAACACAUCGUGAGAUCUUGGUGUUGUUUUGGUCACGGUGUAGAGCUGCUCAAAAAGGCUCAGUGUGCUGUGCUGCCAACUAGUGGUCGGAGGUUUAGGUGGAAAACAAAACUUAAAGAUCCUUACAAAUAAUUAAUUAUUAUGUUGUCAGCAUUUUAAAUCAAUAAAAGUAUCACCAAAUACUAAAUCGCUAAAUUGAUUAUUUUCCCCUAAACCUCAACUAAAAACGACAUAAUUUAUCAUUUAAAGACCACUGGAAAUGCUUUGAAAAUAGACAAAAGGUGAUUGGAGUGGGACUUUAGAAGUUUGUGCAUCCAAAGAUGUUCUGAAAAGCUACAUCAACUAAAAUGGAAGAAGUAAUUGAGUUACCCACCUUUUAAAAGCACCUAUUUGUGCAUUUUUGUCUUUCACACCAUGUAAUUAAGUUUAUAAUCACAGCCUCUCUGAUUAUUUCCUGCCAACACAAGAAAUGUAUUUGAUUUCUCCUCACUUUUCCUGUUUUAUUGUUUUCUUUCUGUUCAAAAUCAUUAAGCUUUUCAAGGCAACCCUCCAGUUUAUGAUUUUACAAGAGCAAACGAUGUUUAACAGCUGAUCUCAGGUAAAAUUGCAUUUGCUGGAUGUGAUUAAAGGCUUGAACUAA